Messenger RNA from Ceutorhynchus assimilis (cabbage seed weevil), 1064 nucleotides. The record is from the annotation of a GenBank genome assembly. NCBI's taxonomy places the organism in Eukaryota, Metazoa, Arthropoda, Insecta, Coleoptera, Curculionidae.
AUGUCAAAGAUAAUUGAAAGAUUUGUCGCUGACCAACUCACAGCAUUUCUUUCAAGUAGUUACAAAUCGCCAUCCACUCAGUCAAGAUUCCGUGAAUACCACAGUACCAUCGACUGCUUUGUUACAUAUACCUCCUGUCUGAUUUUGCUAGACUUCAGUAAAGCAUUUGAUACUAUAAACCAUGACAUUGUACGGAUGAAACUUCAGUAUCUUGGUUUGGGAGCAAUGUCCUUGAUUUUUUUUACUAUUUCACUGAUAGGUCUCAAAGAGUGGUUAAUCUAUUUUUCUGUGGCUCAAAAGCAUCCAAAAAUUAUUUUCGACAAUUACGAGUUCAGAAUGCGCCAUAUGAAAUCUUCGAACAAAACCUUAUGGAUAUGCACUCAAGAUAAAAAUAAGUGCAAAGUAAGGAUUCAAUCAUCUGGAAAUCGAUUGCUUAUUAAGAAUAUCGCCCACAACCACGUACCAACGUUUAAUGUGGCGCACCCAGGGAGGGGGCUAUCGGGUCAUUAUAUAGUGGUCACUAUCGUUGGAGAUGUUGACGGACAACCAACUGAUAAUGAUUCGGAAACAACUUUGGAGGCUAUUGUCGGAAUCAAAAAAACCCUUGAAAUUAUGAAUGCCCGAUUAAGAAAUAUUGAGCUCACAAUCAACAGCAAAUUCCAUAAUCCGCAGGGAGGGAUUAAAAAUGAAAUUUCAAAGUUGCUUCCUGUGGAGUCACUAGAAAAACUAGAAGAGCUGGAGUUAAGAAUCCAGAAUGAAUCAGACAGAGAAAGUUUAUUUCAAGUUCUACAGUAUAUUGGUGGAACUUCAGAAAAAAGCUGUGUUGUCCGGUGCAUUGAAAAGCUUCUUUCGAAUCAAUGUGGAAUGUUUUGUUCCUGGACCGGAAAGAAGGGAAAUUUUAAGAUAAAAGAUUUGGAAUCAGUACAGGUAGUAAAAGACGCUGUAAGAAUAAGUUUUCCACAAAUUAAGGACGAUGUAUUUGAAAGAGCAAUUAGGUCGUGGCUGCAGUUUGCUAAAUUAAGGCAUGACAGGGGUAAAAAGUAAAUAACAUAGGAAUCUGUUCG